AUCACAGGAGUACAUAGCACAGUCCAUCGAACCUAGAAAACACCUCUGAUUUCCGGUAGGAGCACUUCAUGGAGAUGAAGGAAAUGGACAGCAAAAAACCUUAUUUGGUUGUUAUGACUGUCCAAGCGAUCUAUGCGGGCAUGUUCUUGCUCUCGAAAGCUGCGUUCGACGGUGGCAUGAACAACUUUGUCUUCGUCUUCUACAGACAGGCCGCUGCCACCAUUUUCCUGGCCCCUUUUGCCUUCUGUUUCGAAUGGAAAACCGCUCCUUCCUUAUCGUUCGUGACUUGCUGCAAGAUAUUUCUAAUUUCCUUACUAGGGAUCACUGCAAGCUUGGACAUCUAUGGCGUAGCCCUUGUGUACACGUCGGCAACUUUGGCGGCUGCGACGACAAACUGUUUGCCUGCCAUAACCUUCUUCUUGGCAGUUUUGCUCAGGAUGGAAACGUUGAGACUGAGGACAGCCUCAGGAUUGGCAAAGCUUGCUGGUGUGAUUGUGUGCCUGGGAGGAGCAGCUACCUUGGCCUUGUACAAGGGUCCACAAAUCAAACUCUGGUGCCAUCAGUUUGCGCUUCAUGGGCAUUACAACAUUAAUAGCCGGCCCCAUGCAUCUUCUGGCAUAGUUUGGGUCAAGGGUUGCUUCCUCAUGCUCUCUUCCAAUUUCUGCUGGGCUCUGUGGCUUGUUUUGCAGGGGCGGAUAAUGAAGAGUUACCCGUCGAAGCUGAUGCUCACGACGCUGCAAUGUUUCAUGAGCUCGAUCCAAUCACUUAUCAUUGCCAUUCCUUUGGCGAGAGACCCGUCUCAAUGGAGACUGGGGUGGAACGUCCGCCUCCUCGCCGUGGCUUAUUGUGGAAUAGUGGUAACUGGGUUGACAUACUAUCUACAAGCUUGGGUCAUUGAGAAGAGGGGGCCAGUUUUCCUAGCCAUGUCUACACCACUGGCUCUCGUGAUCACUAUUCUCUUUUCUACAUUUCUCCUGUGUGAGACCCUCACUUUUGGAAGUAUUCUUGGUGGGGUUUUGCUGGUUGGAGGACUGUACGGUGUUUUGUGGGGGAAAAGCAGGGAACAAAGGCUGGACCAGGGAAGUUGCAAGCCUCGUGAGGUUGACCAAGAAUGCCCACAAUUCAAACAAGAUGAGGCUUCUCAUAAAUCACCAGACAUACUUGUCUGAAUCUCUCAUUCUGGGA
Molecule: messenger RNA, 1185 nt
Organism: Rhodamnia argentea
Lineage: Eukaryota; Viridiplantae; Streptophyta; Magnoliopsida; Myrtales; Myrtaceae
Product: WAT1-related protein At5g64700-like
Exons: 7
Coding region: 69-1169 (366 amino acids)
Cellular component (GO): plasma membrane
Molecular function (GO): transmembrane transporter activity
Source: RefSeq, a predicted model, not a curated record